AUGUCCACCGAUCCGUCUGGUCCAACGUCUCCCGAACCAAAGAGAACUAAAAUCGAGGAAACUGAGCAAGAAGAGAAGAAUGUGGAAAUGGAGACAGCAACAACUACAGAAGUCGCCGAAGAGCCACCAGUCCCAUUAAGGAAAGAAGACGUGGAACCAAAGCCGAGCACUGGAUCAGAGACGGAUCCAAGCUCGGCACGCACCUCGAUUCUCCCUUCCAGAACAUCAGAUACAGUCGGCGAAGAAGUUUCGAUCAGUAUUAAUAUCAGUGAAGCCAAAGAUGAACCGACCAAAGAUGAACCGGAUGGUGUUUCUCGAAGUGCCACGACAAUCACUGAACACAGUUUGGAGAAUUCGGAUGAGGAGCGAACAAUGGUUGAGUAA
Molecule: messenger RNA, 384 nt
Organism: Caenorhabditis briggsae
Lineage: Eukaryota; Metazoa; Nematoda; Chromadorea; Rhabditida; Rhabditidae
Exons: 1
Coding region: 1-384 (127 amino acids)
Source: RefSeq, a predicted model, not a curated record